Molecule: messenger RNA, 328 nt
Organism: Panonychus citri (citrus red mite)
Lineage: Eukaryota; Metazoa; Arthropoda; Arachnida; Trombidiformes; Tetranychidae
Product: histidine-rich glycoprotein-like
Exons: 3
Coding region: 32-322 (96 amino acids)
Source: RefSeq, a predicted model, not a curated record
AUAUUCGACUUGUUCGUUGAUUUAAGUGAAAAUGAAAGUCGCUCUAAUACUCGUUGUUGUUUUCUUUGCCUUCCAAAUGUCAUCGGUACUUUCAGCAAUUCUCGAUUCCUCCUUGAGCUCCAAUAAGCCUUUGCCAUUCAACUUCGAGAUAAAACCUUUACAUCAUCAUCAUCGUUGCAAGUGUGAAGAGGAGCACCAUUAUCACCACCACAAAUACAAGGAUCAUCACCACAAGCACGAUCAUGGUCAUGACCACGGUCACGAUCAUGGACACGAUCAUCAUCAUGGUCACCAUCAUCACCAUGAAGGCGGUUGGUGGUAAUCUCCA